This is a messenger RNA of Sander lucioperca (pikeperch), 1068 nucleotides long. It is a transcript of the gene sh3bgrl2, whose product is annotated as SH3 domain binding glutamate-rich protein like 2. The record is from RefSeq and is a predicted model, not a curated record. Gene Ontology annotation, cellular component: cytoplasm. The transcript has 4 exons. Bases 254 to 667 code for a protein of 137 amino acids. NCBI's taxonomy places the organism in Eukaryota, Metazoa, Chordata, Actinopteri, Perciformes, Percidae.
CCGGAAAUCCAAUGUUUGAUAUGACGUCUGUUGCAUCUGUGCUGUUAAGAAUUGUUGAGCGCCACAGUCUGCAGAAACGCACGCUGUUUUAUUAUCAUGGCUCAGUUUAAAUAGGCUACUGGAGACGCGUGUCUUCUCUCUUCUGAAAACAGCCGGUAGUUUAAAGUCUGAAUUUGUGAUAUUGGAAACAAACGGGACUCGCUGCCACCAAACAGUUUGUUUGUCAACUGUCUGACAUUCAUUUGGGAUUAAAAUGGUCAUCAAGGUUUACAUCGCCUCCUCAACCGGCUCUGUCGCGGUAAAAAAGCAUCAGCAGGCAGUGGUGGGUUUUCUGGAGGCCAAUCGAAUCAGCUUCCAGGAAGUAGACAUCACCAUGCUGGAGGAGCAGAGGCUCUGGAUGUACCGGAACAUCCCCAGAGACAAGCAGCCGGAGAAAGGCAACCCACUGCCUCCACAGAUCUUCAAUGAGGAUCGAUACUGUGGGGACUAUGAAGACUUCUUCCAGUCGAAAGAGGACAACACUGUGUUUGCAUUCCUUGGGCUCAGUUCCCAGCCCUCGGUGAAAUGUCACCUACAGAGUCACAAUAAACUCUUGGACCCACCAUUGUGCAGUGAUUGCGACUGGAUAAGAAAAAUGGACUUAAAUACAGACUCCAGAGACAGGUGAAGUGGCAAUGACAGUCAAGCAGAGAAUACAUGUGAGGAGGUACUGCGCACUAAUGGUGAUGGCUGAUGAGGCAGGAGGUUUACACAUGAAUGGAUGUUUGUUGGCCUAACAAUUUGCUCUAAUCCGACGCCAGAAAAUGAAUUGAUACAUACUGUACCCUCCUAGUGUCUAAUUAUUGAUUAUUAAAAACACCUGCAUCUCUCUAAAUAGACUAACCGCUUUUUUACCCGCUUCUAAAAUGUUGCUUGCUUUUCAAGGCUGUUCGUCACUUAGUACUGCCUCUACUGGCAGAAGCUGUAUCACUAAGAACUAACAAAUGUAACAACUGUUAAAUUCACCUUUGUGCUGUUGUAUUUUAAUCAAAAGAAACUGAGAUUUGCUCAUAAAAAGAGUCACUUUUG